This is a messenger RNA of Aspergillus nidulans FGSC A4, 1143 nucleotides long. RefSeq lists its product as uncharacterized. The transcript is spliced from 3 exons. The record is from RefSeq and is a predicted model, not a curated record. Gene Ontology annotation, molecular function: nucleotide binding; D-alanine-D-alanine ligase activity; ATP binding. Lineage: Eukaryota; Fungi; Ascomycota; Eurotiomycetes; Eurotiales; Aspergillaceae. The coding region runs from base 1 to 1143 and encodes 380 amino acids.
AUGCUUGCUUCUCACACUGUACGCAGAGCAUCGAAGAUCGGACCGAGCCGUCAUGCUCGUACCUUAACCAACGCCCCGACCGUCGCCGUUCUGUACCAGGCCAUUGAACCGCCCGUCAUCAAUGGCGUCAGAAAGCCUAGAAAACCGGGUGGCUACCAAGAUUCUGGAGCAGAUAUCGUCUAUACCCUCCAGCAGAAAGGCAUCCAGGUGAUCAAGGCGGAUCCUUCAGCCCCUGUAUCCUCCAACGAGGGCUGGACAUUUCCCGACACAGAAGAGGGCAUCUACUCUGCUGUCCAUCAGGGUGCCACGCAUCUCUGGGCGAACACUAUCUUAUUCAGUUCUCAUCCCCUUCAGACGUCGGCCAGGUUGACGCCGCUCGCCGACAAGAUCUACGUAGUCGGCCAGCCGCCCGGUUUGGUGGAGAAUUUCGACGACAAGGCGUACUUGAACGGGAAACUAGCCCAGAUUGGUGGAUUCACCUUGCCAAAGUCCUGGCUGGCCACUUCGGAAAAUAUACAACAGCUCGUUCAACAAGUCGACCGGUAUCCGAUCGUUGGGAAGCCCGUUCGUGGACGCGGAAGCCAUGGGGUCAAGGUGUGCCGUGACAAACAGCAGUUGCUGCAGCAUACAAAGACCCUUCUUGCCGAGUCGCCGCUCGUAAUGUUGGAAGAGUUCCUCGCAGGCGAGGAGGCUACCAUCACCGUCAUGCCCCCGACACCCUCUGAUCCGCACCAUUGGAGCACGGUCCCAGUAAAUCGGUUCAACCACGACGAUGGUAUUGCGCCUUACAACGGCGUGGUGGCCGUCACUGCCAACUCGAGAGUUGUGACAGAGGAGGAGCUCAAAGACCCAGCGUACGGCAAGAUAAUGCGCCAAUGUGAGAAGGUCGCGCAGUUGAUAGGAGCUACGGCACCGAUCCGAGUCGACGUUCGCCGGUUCAGUCCUGGGUCCGAUUUUGCGCUUUUUGACAUCAACAUGAAGCCAAACAUGACUGGGCCUGGCCGUCCAGGGCGCGAGGAUCAAGCCAGCUUAACGGCCAUUGCGGCUUCGGCUAUGGGUUGGGACUAUGGGACAUUACUUGAGAAUAUUCUCGAAGGCGCGCAGCCACUGAGUGUCUUUCGGAAUUACAGCAAUCCUUUCUAG